This is a messenger RNA of Plasmodium inui San Antonio 1, 1524 nucleotides long. RefSeq lists its product as hypothetical. Bases 1 to 1524 code for a protein of 507 amino acids. The record is from RefSeq and is a predicted model, not a curated record. NCBI's taxonomy places the organism in Eukaryota, Apicomplexa, Aconoidasida, Haemosporida, Plasmodiidae. Gene Ontology annotation, molecular function: methyltransferase activity. Gene Ontology annotation, cellular component: mitochondrial large ribosomal subunit. Gene Ontology annotation, biological process: rRNA methylation. The transcript is spliced from 2 exons.
AUGAAAUGCAGCGGAAAAGUGGGGUACUUCUUAAACCUGAAAAGGGAGUACGGAGACGAGAGAGCGGCUACCCUCUUAAGAGCCCUGGAGGAGGAGAAAACUGUCCAAGGAGCAUUCAUAACUCAUUUUGUAAAAGUAGAUUAUCUCAACUUGACUAAAAUCCUGCUAUUCAUGGUUAGGGCAAAUAAGGUGGAAACAAGUUUCGAUGGCUUGUAUGUAGAUAAGUCGUAUGCACAUUUGAUGACCCAACGUGGGGUAGCGGUCACCCCCCAGGGGAAAGGUCCAGACGGUGAUAUCCCCUCCGCGGGCGCAAAAAAGGAAGAAGAGGGAUUCUCCACGAAGGCCAAUCCCGCUGAGGUCAAUCCAUCAGAGUCUAAUCCCAGCGAAACGCAAAAGGAAAGAUAUCAAUGGAGAGAGCGACCAACCUUUGAAGAGAAGCCAAGUGGAAAAACCACCCCAAUUAACCCCCACCCAGCGGAAAAUUACGAAAAAAUAAUCAUUCCCAAUUCGGAGAUACUAAACGCAGAUGAUAUAAUGAAGCACGAUGGAGAAGUGGAAAAUGUGGAGAAAGCCAUCUACUAUUUAAACCCCUGUUCUGUCCUGUCAGCAUAUUUUCUGGAUGUACAGAAGAACGAAAAUGUGCUGGACAUGUGUGCAUCUCCAGGGGGGAAGUCCAUAGUCAUCGCAAAUCACCUCUUCGGGUAUGACUCCUCUCCAGUGAAGAGAAUUAGAAACAUGGAAUGUCUAAAGGAUGGAAGUGUACAAAUUAAAUGCUCCCUCGAUAGGGUGAAUUAUUACACCACCAGGAGGCAAGGCUUCUUUGUCGCGAACGAAUUUAAUCGAGUAAGGUACAACAGAUUGAAACAGGUACUAAGUAAACAUCUGCCAAAAGAUCUGCUGACGUCGAAUCAUGUGCAUAUCACAAAUUACAAUGGACUAAAUUUGAAUUCCUUUUUAAGGUUCCCAAAGUUCCACAAAAUACUGCUAGACGUUCCUUGCUCCACUGACGAGCAUUUAAUAAAAAAAAAAAGAAAAGAUUUGCUUAACAAGUGGACAGAGAGGGUGAUAAAAAAUAACGCAAGUGUACAAUUCGAGUUGCUAAGUAACUCCUUUCAGCUUUUGCACACAAAUGGAACUCUCGUUUAUUCGACUUGUGCUCUUUCUCACCACGAGAAUGAUCAUGUGAUUGAGGAGUUUUUAAGGAAAUAUAAAAAGCAAGUUCAAAUUGUCGAUUUUGUGAAGGAAGAAUAUGAGAGAAGGUUCCGACAACCUGUUGGGGAGGAGGACCCUACCCACCACGUGACACUAAGCGGGGGAAAACAUAACUGUGAGCAACGUGGAAAUGAUCCUGUAGAGGGGCGUAGCCACGAUGGGGCUGUACCCACUGGGGGCGAUAGGGUUCCACGUGACAAGCCGAGCACCCACUUCCUAUCCUUCUUCGAGAAAACCAAAUAUGGCUACAUUUCCCUGCCAGAUAGGUCACCCUUUGGAAUUUUAUACAUUUGUAAGAUUCGGAAAAUUUGA